AUGCGACUUAUACAAUUUAAUAGUGGUCUUCGUGUAGUAUUAAAAGAUGUUCAACAAGAACAAACAGAACAUUCACCAAGAUAUUAUCUUGCACCGCCAUCAGCACCACCACUACCACCAUCUGCACAUUAUUCAUCAAAUUCUUCUAUAGCUACAACAAGUUCAUCUAAUAAAUCAAAUACUUCUAUUAGUACGAAUCAUGAAUAUUAUACAUAUCGACAAUAUUUACCAUCAUCACAUUCAACAAUUUAUUCACAAUGUAAUCAAAUAAAAACACCUCCUGUAGUUAAUGCAAUACCAUCAUCAACGAUUAUUCUUGAGAAUCGACGAGACAAAAGUGAUUCGGGCCAUGUCAAUAUUCGUGAUGAUGAUGAAGGUCAUUUGAUUUAUGUUCCAGGUGAUAUUCUACAUCGUCAAUAUGAAAUUCGUCGAACACUUGGCGAAGGCACUUUUGGUAAAGUUGUCGAAGUUCGUGAUCUUCGCGGUGAUGGUAAUGCACGUUUAGCAUUAAAAAUAAUAAAAAAUGUUGAUAAAUAUCGUGAAGCGGCCCGGUUAGAAAUUAAUGUACUUAAAACAAUCAAAGAAAAAGAUCCCGAUAGUGUUAAUUUAUGUGUAUCAUUACUAGAUUCAUUUGAUUAUUAUGGUCAUAUGUGUAUUGCUUUUGAUAUGUUAGGUUUAAGUGUGUUUGAUUUUUUAAAAGAAAAUAAUUAUAUUCCAUAUCCGAUCGAUCAAGUUCGUCAUAUUUCAUAUCAAUUAUGCCUUGCUGUCAAAUUUCUUCAUGAAAUUGCUUUGACACAUACAGACUUAAAGCCUGAAAAUAUUCUUUUUGUCGAUUCGGAUUAUAAUGUUGUUUAUAAUCAUCGAAAGAGAAGAGAUGAGCGUAUUGUACGUCGAACAGAUAUAAAAGUAAUUGAUUUUGGUUCAGCAACAUUUGAUUGGGAACAUCAUUCAACAAUUGUUUCAACACGACAUUAUCGUGCACCAGAAGUUAUACUUGAAUUAGGAUGGUCACAACCAUGUGAUGUUUGGAGUGUUGGAUGUAUUCUAUUCGAACUUUAUCUUGGUUUUACUCUCUUUCAAACUCAUGAUAAUAAAGAGCAUUUGGCUAUGAUGGAACGUAUACUCGGUCCUAUUCCAUAUCGAAUGGCUAAACAAUCUAAAAAAACAAAAUAUUUCUAUCAUGGUCGCUUAGAUUGGGAUGAACGUAGUUCAGCUGGUCGUUAUGUACGCGAUAAUUGUAAACCCAUAAGACGUUACAUGAUGAGUGACGAAGCAGAUCAUCAACAGUUAUUUGAGUUAGUUGAAAAAAUGCUCGAAUAUGAUCCAAAACGACGAAUUACAUUAGCCGAUGCUCUUCGACAUCCGUUUUUUGAACGUCUUUUACCCGAACAACGCAAUUUUGCCUACUUUGGUCAUAUUGUAAAGAUUUUCGAUAGCGAUUUGAAACAACUGGAUACAGCAUGUGAGCGUAUUCAUUACGAUGAAGAUCAAUUAUAUCGUGAUGGUCUGAUUGAAGUACCAAAAUUUUUAGGUCAAAUAUUAUGUUUGAAUCGACUUGAAGAUGCUGUUAAAGAUGUUGAAUUUAUUUUCGAAUGUAUUAUCGAAAAUUUAGAACUUAAACAAGCAUUACUUGAAAAAGCUUCUCAAUCUGCUUCACCUAAUGUAAUCAUAUGCUCAAAUACAAUGCGAUUAGAUUUAGACAAAAUAUCAGAAAAUUUACCUCAUAAAGAAAAUUUUGUUGGUGCACGUUUUCUUUUUCCAGUUUAUUAUGUACCUGAAGUCGAACUUAAUCCAACGAAAUCAACAAGUACACAAACCAUAUCUGCCUUACGAAAAUUACUCGAACGAAUGGACAAGGUUCUUUAUUUUCGUUCAUCACCUGAUCCAUUAAUACUCGACGAAGAACAACGAGAAAUUAGACGAAAAGCUCGUAUUGAAUCAUUAAAAAAGAGUAGUGGAAUAAUGGUAGUUCGUGGUCGAACAUUACCGGGUUUGACACCAUCAAAUCGAUUUGAUCAUGGUGGUAAUCGUAAUGAUUUAAUCGAAAGCGGAAAUAAUAAUGGUAAUAAUUCAAUGACAAAUGAAAAUGUUGAUUGUUCAAUUUGUAUGGAUCGACCACGUAAUUCAGUUAUACGUUCAUGUAAUCAUUUUGUAACAUGUUAUGAAUGUGCACGUUUAUUAUAUAAUCGAAAAGAUCCAUGUCCAGUUUGUCGGAAACGAAUUGAUGAUGUUAUUCGUGUUUAUACAUAA
Rotaria sp. Silwood2 is the source of this 2250-nucleotide messenger RNA. NCBI's taxonomy places the organism in Eukaryota, Metazoa, Rotifera, Eurotatoria, Philodinida, Philodinidae. The record is from the annotation of a GenBank genome assembly.